Zygosaccharomyces rouxii is the source of this 1791-nucleotide messenger RNA. RefSeq names its product Slp1p (gene SLP1). Gene Ontology annotation, biological process: protein folding in endoplasmic reticulum. NCBI's taxonomy places the organism in Eukaryota, Fungi, Ascomycota, Saccharomycetes, Saccharomycetales, Saccharomycetaceae. The record is from RefSeq and is a predicted model, not a curated record. The transcript has a single exon. Gene Ontology annotation, cellular component: membrane; cytoplasm. The coding region runs from base 1 to 1791 and encodes 596 amino acids.
AUGUGGUUACUUUGGAAUUUCUUGGUGAUCCUGGCAUAUAGUGGGAUCUUAAUUUGCUGUGAAGACAAUUAUAGUGCCUCAUCAUCGGUAAUUGUGAAUGAGACUCAGUCUAGUGGAAGUUCAUGUCAGUCACCAAAAUCUUUAAACGAGGAUUUUAGUACUUUGAGCUCAAAAAUUGGUUGGGAAACGCCUUCCACAUCCAAAAAUGUUACAUUAUCCAGCUCUAGUAGAGGCGGUAGUAAGAGUUUUAGCAGUAAUAAUGACAGAACUUCUAUGCUUAUGCAACAACAAGCUGUCAAGUCAUUUGGCCCUAAUGCAGCAGAUUUAAAACAAGGAACUGAUACGUCCAAUCAGACCUUUCUUUCGUUCAACGAAUGGAGAUUAGCAAAGAUAAAUCAAGAAGUUAUACAAGAACAACAAAGAUCGAAGGCUAAGGAACAAAUGGAGUCGCUCGAGUCAGAACCGCUUGGAGAUGAUAUGGAAAUUGAACUUUCUGUUUUUUCUACGACUGAUGCUAUUAAAGACAAACAGGAAUCUGAACCAGAAGGAAAAGUUUACAAUCAUAAAUUCAACUUUGCAUCUCUGGACUGUGCCGCUACUAUUGUUAAGACAAACUCAGAGGCUUCUGGAGCUACUUCGAUUCUUACCGAGAAUAAAGAUAAGUAUCUGUUGAACCCCUGUUCGGCUCCUAACAAAUUCAUAAUUAUUGAGUUGUGUCAAGAUAUUUUAGUGGAAGAAGUUGCUCUUGCCAAUUUCGAAUUUUUCUCGUCGACAUUCAGUAGAAUUAGGCUUUCAGUAUCAGAUUUGUAUCCGGUGGCUAAAAAUGGUUGGAGAGUACUUGGUGAAUUUGACGCGGAGAAUUCAAGAAAUUUACAAAGUUUCCCAAUACAAAAUCCCCAGAUUUGGGCUAGAUAUUUAAGAAUUGAAAUACUUACUCACCAUGAUAAGGAAUUUUACUGUCCCGUGUCUCUAGUAAGAGUUCAUGGUAAGACAAUGAUGGACGAGUUUAAGAUGGAAAAUACUCAGGAAUUACCUUCUAACCAAGAAAAUUCACAAGAAGUGGAAGAACCCGAGGAUGAUACUAGUGAGCAAUGCAUAAAUGAGAUUAUAGAAAAAUGUAACUCAUGGCCUUCGAUUGAUCCUGACAAUAUUACUUAUCUGCCUGAUUUACCAGAAACUUUCUCAAAUUGUCAAUCGAAAUUGGUUCCACUCAAGUUUGAAGAAUUUUUGAAAGAAUUAAACAGGUCUCAUUGUUUGCCUAAGAAUAAGAAUAACAGUUCAACUUUCUCUCCAUCGCCAGCUUUUUCCACAGAGGAAUCUAUAUUUAAAAACAUCAUGAAACGUUUAACCACGUUAGAGAGUAAUGCAAAUUUGACUGUACUAUACAUUGAAGAACAAAGCAAACUACUGGCUGAAUCCUUUGAACAGAUGGAAAGAACUCAAUUUUUUAACUUCGACAAUUUGGUAUCCAUUUUCAAUCAAACAAUAAUGGAAAAUUUAAACGUACUGAGGGUUUUCGCAAAUCAAUUGAAGGACCAAUCAAUACGAAUACUGGAAGAACAAAAACUUAAUAACGAUCAAUUCACCACACAAAAUACCAUUAAACUUGCGAACCUAGAGAAAGAACUACGAAUACAACAAAGAUUUGCAUACACCAUUACCACUGGAUUAAUUGCCGUGAUGGUAUAUUUUAUUUUUCAUAGAGAAUCAUAUCUGGAUAACCAUAAAAAGUCAAUUAGUACCGAUACUCAAGCUGUAGAAGAAAACAAGGAGAUUGUAGAUAGUAUCUAG